GCUGGUUAGGACAUAGAUCCAUUAUUUAACCCUUUGUAGUACACUUUUGUAUUUUAGCCUUAAUAAGGCGGGGACACUGUAGUUCAUGCAUCCUGCAGUUCUUGUGAAAAGGAAAUUUGCCAGGGCGCAUUAACGUGAUUGUUACAAUGCAGGCAAUAUGUUUCAAAGAACCAGGUGGUCCAGAGAAUCUGUAUUUAGGGCGAGUCCCUAAACCUGAACCUAAAGAUGGUGAAGUCCUUGUUAAAGUCUAUGCAACAGCUGUAAACAGGGCUGAUGUGUUACAGAGAAAAGGUCUUUACCAAGUACCUCCAGGAGCAAGUGAGAUCCUUGGCCUGGAGGCUGCAGGGGUGGUCAGUGGUUUUGGCACUGGAGUCAAGAGCAAUUUUAAAAUAGGCGAUAAGGUCAUGGCCUUGCUUUCUGGAGGAGGAUAUGCACAGUAUGUUGCUGUGCCUGAGCAACUUCUCAUGCCAGUCCCUUCACAUCUCUCACUAUAUGAUGCUGCAGCAAUCCCAGAAGCCUGGCUGACUGCUUACCAACUUCUGCACUUAAUAGCCCAUGUAAAGGAAGGAGAGUCAGUGUUAAUUCACGCUGGAGCUAGCGGUGUAGGCACUGCAGCCAUUCAGCUUACUCGUUUGUUUUGUGCUGUUCCACUUGUGACUGCUGGAAACCCUGAUAAGUUAAAGGUGGCAGAAAAACUAGGUGCAGCAGCUGCAUUCAACUACAAAGAAGGCGAUUUCUCUGAUAAGGUUCUGCAGUUCACUCAAGGCAGGGGGGUUGAUGUCAUCCUUGACUGCAUAGGUGGAUCUUUUUGGGAAAAAAAUGUGCGUAGUUUGGCUACGGAUGGAAGAUGGGUGCUCUAUGGUGUUAUGGGGGGGAAAGCAGUGAAUGGAGACUUGCUUGGCAAGCUUUUAUUUAAGCGUGGCCACCUUCUCAGCAGUCUCCUCAGGUCACGGAGUCUACAAUAUAAAGCUAAACUAGAGAGCUUCAUUGAGCAGGCUUUGCCACACUUUGAGACAACAGGCCUUCCCACAUCACUGAGGCCAAUAAUCGACACAGAGUUCAACAUGGAAGACGUUACUAAGGCACACAGACACAUGGAGGCCAACAGAAAUACUGGAAAAAUCAUAAUCAAGAUUUCAGAUACUUGAUUAGAUUUCUCAUACUGAUCAUCUCUAUAUCAUAUGUUAUGUCUGUUAUAUUUUCAAGUGUAUGCUCAAGUGUGGGCCAUUCUAAAGCAUUUCAUGGCAUAAAACGUAAUAAAGAUUAAUGUUUAAAUUCA
Molecule: messenger RNA, 1279 nt
Organism: Silurus meridionalis
Lineage: Eukaryota; Metazoa; Chordata; Actinopteri; Siluriformes; Siluridae
Gene: tp53i3
Product: tumor protein p53 inducible protein 3
Molecular function (GO): NADPH binding; quinone binding; quinone reductase (NADPH) activity
Source: RefSeq, a predicted model, not a curated record